AUUCUUGGAAUCGAGCAUAACGAUCAUAAAACGAAUUGUUUUCGUUACCCUAGGUUACUCAUCGGUAUAAAAACAAAAAAAUGAUAGGAAUUUAGAAAACUUCAAUUGCUAUGCAGUUAAUGUUUUGAAACGAGAAUGAACAGUCGAAAUUCCAGAGAUUCUCUGCUAGACUUUGCACGUUUGCUUAACGCAGUGGAAACUGUGUACGCAAAUAGUGCUUCCUGUCGACUACAAACUGCCAGACACUCGACCCAAACAUUCCGAUACAUUAUUGUUAUGGAUUUGGAAGCUACUUGCUGGACCAAAGAAACCCAGAAAUGGAAAACUCACGAAAUCAUCGAAUUUCCUGCUGUGCUACUAAAUCUAAGUAGUGGCCAAAUUGAAUCGGAAUUCCAACAGUAUGUUAUGCCGAUAGAGAACCCUCGGUUGAGUGAGUUCUGCACAGAGCUAACCGGAAUUCGACAGCAGCAGGUUGACGCCGGUGUGCCUCUUCCAACGUGCUUCAUUUUGUUCAACAAAUGGUUGAACAAAGUUCUAUUGGAACGUAAACUUUAUCUGCCAAAAACUGAACUUCGAGACAAGACUGGUAAUGUAGCUUUUGCCACGUGGACUGAUUGGGAUCUGGGAUCAUGUCUGAGCAAAGAAUGCACACGUAAACGAAUCCCCAAGCCGUCCUGUUUUGAUUUGUGGAUUGACGUUCGAACGAUAUAUAGGCAAUUGUAUCAACGACGACCGGCUAACUUCGGAGAAGCCCUGGAAAGCCUAGGGAUACGGUUCGAAGGGCGACCGCACAGUGGACUGCAUGAUGCGAGAAAUAUUGCCCGUUUGAUGACUCGGAUGUGCAAGGAUGGAGCGAAUUUUGUGAUAACCAAAGAUUUGAAACCAUUUGAUGUGUUGAAUAAAAAAUAAAAUUUGA
This is a messenger RNA of Malaya genurostris, 916 nucleotides long. It is a transcript of the gene Snp, whose product is annotated as 3'-5' exonuclease Snipper. Bases 136 to 909 code for a protein of 257 amino acids. The record is from RefSeq and is a predicted model, not a curated record. Gene Ontology annotation, molecular function: nucleic acid binding; 3'-5'-RNA exonuclease activity. The transcript is spliced from 3 exons. Gene Ontology annotation, biological process: exonucleolytic trimming to generate mature 3'-end of 5.8S rRNA from tricistronic rRNA transcript (SSU-rRNA, 5.8S rRNA, LSU-rRNA). NCBI's taxonomy places the organism in Eukaryota, Metazoa, Arthropoda, Insecta, Diptera, Culicidae.